AUGUGUAUCGCAUUAAUCUCCACAGCUCACCCAUCUUAUCCGCUGAUCGUCAUCGACAACAGGGAUGAAUUCCUCCAUCGACCAACAGCCCCGGCCGACUGGUGGCCAGAACCUCAUACCAAUGUCUUAGGAGGCCGGGACCUUGCACGAUCCACGCAUGGGACAUGGAUGGGAGUGACUAAAGAAGGCAAGCUGGCUGUUUUGACCAACUACCGGGAGACCACAGCCGACGAGCAUAGCGGAGCACACAGUCGAGGUCUCAUCGUCAAUGGCUGGCUCACCACGGAUCCUGAGCGCAAACAGUCUACCAGAGACUUCGUGCAGGAGAUGGUGGCGUCGCCCGAGGCCAGAAAUGUUGGAGGCUUUAGCCUUGUCUGUGGCUAUAUAAAUGAGCCGUUAGCAAUCGUGUCGAAUCGUUCCGCUAGCAUGGACCAGAUUUCUUGGGUUGCCACAGAAAAGGGUCAGACUUUGGGACUCAGCAACACGAGGUUCGAGGACCGGUCCUGGCCAAAGAUCCUCGACGGGGAGAAGCUCAUGCAGGAGGCGAUUAACGCCCACGUGGAAGCUGGAGAAGAUGAGACGCAACUGAUUGAACGUCUACUGAAAGUCCUGAGUAGGGACACCCUACCCAGGCUUUCGGAAGAUGCUACGCUCGAGACCUACCUUGAACUCUUAAGAAAAAGUAUCUUUGUUCCUCAGAUCGGAGCACUAGCAGACAAGUCUCGUGCGACGGGGUCGGGUCAGGCGGCGAGUGGCCAACAGCCCAACAAUGAUUCCCUGGAUCAAUCAUUCGCGCAGGGCGCAUACGGAACCGAGAAGCAGACGGUAAUCCUCGUCAGUGAUAAUGGACGAGUGAAAUACUUUGAGCGUACACUCUAUGAUACGGACGUGAACCCCAUCCCUAUCGGUCAAGGCGACAGGUCAUUUGAAUUUCAUGUCGGCCGAUAG
Aspergillus clavatus NRRL 1 is the source of this 948-nucleotide messenger RNA. Its product is annotated as NRDE family protein. Gene Ontology annotation, cellular component: Golgi apparatus. The coding region runs from base 1 to 948 and encodes 315 amino acids. Gene Ontology annotation, biological process: protein secretion; Golgi organization. The record is from RefSeq and is a predicted model, not a curated record. Lineage: Eukaryota; Fungi; Ascomycota; Eurotiomycetes; Eurotiales; Aspergillaceae. The transcript is spliced from 2 exons.